AUGGAUCAAUAUAAUUUCACUGCGGUCAACUUUUCCUUUUCAGGAGAUCUACCACAUCCUUCCUGGUAUUACAGUGGUUUAAUUCCUGCGGUGGUGCUGUGCUUCUGCUUUGUCCUGGGAGUUCCUGGAAACAUUGCUGUGAUUCUUCUCAAGUCUAAAUGGCACAAGAUUUCCAGUCUGAGCAGGAGUCUGAUGCUCAACCUCGCCAUUUCUGACCUGCUCAGUCUGCUAACCCUUCCACCACACAUUUACUCUUCGCUCUUUCAUUGGACGUUUGGCUUGGUGGCCUGCAAGUUUGUGAAUUAUCUUCUAUACUGCAGUGUUUAUGGCAGCCACUUAACUGUUACAGUGUUGGGCAUUCAGCGUUACCUACAAGUGGUCCACCAGCAGAGGUGGCAUCAAGAGCUAAAAAUAGUGCUACUGGUUCUGCUCUGGCUGGUUGCUGGAAUCCUGUCCAUCCCGGCUUUGAUAGUUCGUCAGGUGACAACAGAUCAGCAGUGGAUCGUCUGCCAACCACAGUAUUCCUCUGAGGCACAAUGGGUGGUUGUACUACUGACAGAGACGCUGUUUGGAUUUUUUUCCGGAUCGCUAGUGAUAUUUGCAUACCUUCGCCUUCAAAUGAAAAUUAAUCAAGGAGCCUUUUUCAACAAUCCACAGACAACUCGACUGGUAACCAGUAUCAUUGUAAGCAAUUUUGUUCUGUGGGCUCCAUUUAUUGUCAUAAAUGGAUUAGGUGUAAUUGCUAUUUGUGUCAAAAGCAAGGGGUUGUUAAAGUUUUGUUCAAACACAUGGGACAUUGUUAAAGCACUUACAGUUUUAAUACGGUGCCUGAAUCCUCUCUUGUAUGCCUUUCAUUCCAGACAAACUGUAAUUUCGUCUUAGAAAUCCCCAAACUCAAGCGGUCAGCAAAAUUGCUAAACCUUGGUGCCGUUGUACUCCAAAUCAGUGUUUUUGUUCUAUGUUGGUAUUUUUCUGUUUUGCUUCAAAUGUAAAAAUAUAAUACAGGGUUAUCUGUCUGUCGAUGUUUUUUAUACUAAACUAAUGCACAUGUUUUACAUGGGUGGGAAUAUGUUUGUUUCCUGCUUUAGACA
Messenger RNA from Fundulus heteroclitus (mummichog), 1091 nucleotides. RefSeq names its product C-C chemokine receptor type 8-like. Gene Ontology annotation, molecular function: G protein-coupled receptor activity. The transcript has a single exon. Gene Ontology annotation, biological process: immune response; G protein-coupled receptor signaling pathway. Lineage: Eukaryota; Metazoa; Chordata; Actinopteri; Cyprinodontiformes; Fundulidae. Bases 1 to 882 code for a protein of 293 amino acids. The record is from RefSeq and is a predicted model, not a curated record. Gene Ontology annotation, cellular component: membrane.